Molecule: messenger RNA, 742 nt
Organism: Emericellopsis atlantica
Lineage: Eukaryota; Fungi; Ascomycota; Sordariomycetes; Hypocreales; Bionectriaceae
Exons: 1
Coding region: 52-642 (196 amino acids)
Source: RefSeq, a predicted model, not a curated record
GGCUGAUUACACCAAUUGACACCAAAGCUAGCAAGAUGUCCCGCCAUUGACAUGCAGCUGAUGAUUAGCUUCCUCCGGGCAACUGCUUCAUUUAUUGUCAUCUAUCAACGCAAUGCACAUCGCUUGGCGCACGUCGACAAUCGCCUGACAGCAAUUCUUCUCCUCAGUCAGUCCACUAUGCAUGAACUGGAGCGGGAACUUCGUGCAAUUGGCACAAGCCUGUCUCCACCAGACUACGCCGCUUGUGUCGCUGACACGGCCAAUGACCAAACACAGUUGUCUGCCCCUGGCAUGCCACUUGUGCCUAGAACUUCUGGACCGUUUGCAGGUGGGCUAUGCGUAGCCAAAGGAACCCCUUGGUUAGAGCCCCACGACGUUUUGUACACGCGUUCGGCUGGGCCCGAUGACGACGGUACUUUUACCGACCAUCAUCCCCAGUAUGGCUCUCCCAUCACGCCAUCGAUUGACCAGAUACCUUGUGCAGUACCACCACAAGUCCGGUGUGUGGUGGGGGAGACGAGGGUCCGGCAUGGCAUGAGGAAUCGACUGGCCUCUAGUAGAGCGACAACCUAUCCCCAUGCGGUGAUUGCUCGUGUCAGAGCGUUGAACGACACGAUGCGGCGGUGGGGCAGGGAGAAAUAGCUUGCUCUGACUUGUAUGUGGCCGUGUUAUUCAGAAAAGGGAUGGCAUCACGUAGACACUUGAUAGGUAGAUUACAUAGGUACAACAGCCAAUCAAGCUU